UCUGCCCCGUGGAGCGGAACUGAACUGUGUCGGCUAGAGGAGUGGUUGGUUCCAGCUCCAGAUCUCCAGUCAGUAGCUCUCUUCCCCCCCAGCCAGUCAGUAGCUCUCUUCCCCCCCAGCCAGUCAGUAGCUCUCUUCCCCCCCAGCCAGUCAGUAGCUGUCUCCCCCUUUCUUCCCCCCAGAAGUUGGACAUCAUCCCACCACCCCACAUCCACAACAUGAGCGGAAAACGGAAACUGAGUUUCAAGUGGCUUGGGAGUCUCUCCAACCUAUCCUUUCGUCGUGGAUCAUCGUCAGACAAAUCUCCCUCCAAGCCUGACGGGGGCAGAUCUCUGGAUGUGGUAUCCUCCCCCGACGUCGCGGAGACGUCUGUUGACGACAUGGAUAUGACUCGUCCGCGCACCUCCAGCUACGCCCGCUCCAGCGACAACUACACCCACAUGGGCACCUUGCCCCGCCUCCUCCUCAGGAAGAGAGACAAGAGUGGGAAUUCUGUGAAAGCUGGAACCAAGAAGGGGGCAGGGCUGCUGGGCAGAAGUCAGAGCCAGCGGCCAGCACGGGACCAUGUCUGUAGCUCUCCCCUUCUCACAGCUCUAUCUAGCCAGCCUGGCUCCAGACAGGACCAGCCUCGCUCACCUCUAUCCAGCCAGGCUGGUCCUGGGCCAAGGACCCAACAGGCCCACUGUGAGGAAGGAAAACCACAGGCAUGUCAGCUAAUGUCAGCUCAGACUGUGGGGUCUGCUACCUCCUCUACCGCUUCGUCACUUGUCUGUGAUGACGUCCCUAAAGAAAACACAUUCACCACUGAUCAGGGUGUUCCAUCUCCAGAUACAGCAUCAACUGGUGGGGCCAGAAGGAAUCUUCCUCCUGUUCCUGGUCAGUCAGUUUCAAUGUCCUCACAGAGCCAGGUGACCAUUCAGACAGAAGAGCCAUCUCCAACCCCUAAGGUUCCUAAGAAAUCCCUGCCUGGGGCCCAGGUCACCCAGCAUUGUGAGGAGGGCUUCCCCAGGGAGAGAGCAGACAGUAACUCCAGCUCCCUGCCUGAGACGGCCUCCUGUGGUUCUAGUGGAAGAGACCUUCAGAUGGAAACUCAUCCUGGUGAGCCUGUGAACAGCCACAUGGACCCAGCAGACAGCCAGGGUGAAUAUGUCAAGUUCUCCAAGGAGAAGUACCUGCUGGAGUCUCCACCAGAGAAACUACACACGGAGCUGGAGGAGGAGCUGAAACUCUGCAGCAGCGAUAUCAGGAGUCAUGGCUGGUACCAUGGACACAUCCCACGAGAGGUGUCGGAGACGGUGGUGCUGCGAAACGGUGAUUUCCUGAUCCGUGAUUCGCUGAUAAACGUGGGUGACUAUGUCCUGACGACCAGGUGGAACUACGAGGUUCUGCACUUCAAGAUCACCAAGGUCCUGGUCAGGUCCAGCACUGAGUCUAAGGUCCAGUACCUGUUAGAGAAAGACAGUUUCGACUCUAUACCUGAGCUGAUGAGGUACUACGUGGCCGGACGGCGACCUGUCUCCCAGCCCAGCGGAGCCCUGAUCUACUGUCCAAUCAUACGCACCCUCCCCUUGCGUUACCUGGAAGCAAUGUUUGCCUUAGCCAAUAGCAGACAUGGCCUAGCCCACUCACCAUCCAGUCAGAAAGGAGCGUACAUCAAGAGGCGGAGCGUGACCAUGAACGACGGAUUGAGCACGGACAAGCUGAUACCUCACAGUGACGUGGAGUCCAUCAGUCCAGUGGAACCACCAGUUCCCCCAGUCCCAGUACCAGUCCAAGUACCAGUCCAAGUACCUUCACCAAUACCAGUAGCAGUACCAGUUGUUCCAAAGCCAGAAGUUGAGGCUGCUGUCGUGGGGUGCAGGUGCUCCUCUAUUAUUCACAACCACAAAGACGCCAUGAGGAACUGUGCUCUGAGUAUGGACCUCAUCCAGGAGUAUCGCCGUCCUCCUGUAGGGGAGACACCUCUCUCCCCAGCCUACAGCCACAUCCACAGACACAGAACCCAGUCAGGGGUUAGAGAUCUGGCAGUGGUGCCCACCUCGCCAGUCCUGAGACACUCCAGCGACCCCCAGCUCAGCCCUGGCUCCAACAACAACCUACCCGACAUGCUAGCAGCCAGCUCCCACUCCACCCCGGCCCACUGCUCCUACGAAACCCCAGCAGAUGGCUCCGAGACGGGGGGCAGCUACUGCGACUUACGGCCCACCCCGGCCCUCUGUCCUAAGGCUCCCUGUGCCGCCGGCAUGCCCCCCACACCUCCCACUAAGAGCUACGUGGAGAGGCUGCGUGUGGAGGAGGGCCGAGGGCCUGCCCCAGGGAGGGAGGAUGGGGCUGGAGAAGAGGCGUUCAUCGCCCCCCUGGUGGAGACAGCCUCCUCCUUCAGACCAGGGAAGUACAUCUCUCCCCUGAUGCCCCAGGAGAACAAGCCCUUAGAGAUGAGCAUUCUGAAGAGGGUUAAAGAGCUUCUGGCGGAGGUGGACGUUAGGACGGCUGCUAAACACAUCACCAUGACUGACUGCACGGUUGCUAGGAUACUGGGUGUUACCGAGGAGAUGCAGAGGAUGAUGGGAGUGGGCUCAGGACUGGAGUUGUUGACUCUUCCUCACGGACACCAGCUGAGACUGGACCUACUGGAGCGGUUCUAUACUAUGUCUAUAAUGACAGCUGUGGACCUGCUGGGCUGUACAGGCAGUAAAGAGGAGAGGGCUGCUCUGCUCCAUAAGACCAUCCAGCUGGCUGCUGAACUCAAGAGCAACCUGGGGAACAUGUUUGGCUUCGCCGCUGUGAUGAGAGCACUGGAACUACCACAGAUCUCUCGUCUGGAGCAGACGUGGAGGACGUUACGUCAGAGACACACAGAGGGAGCCAUCCUCUAUGAGAAGAAGCUCAAGCCGUUCAUGAAGAACAUGAAUGAUGGCAAAGAGAGCACUGUGCUGUCCAACACCACCUUCCCUCAUGUGGUUCCUCUGCUGUCUCUGCUGGAGAGGAGUGUGGCUGUGGGGGAGGGGCCAGGGGCGGGGAUAGAAUCCUGGGAGAAAGUGGAGGCGGGGGUUGACGUGGUGAUGUCACACCUGGAGGCGGCCCGGACCAUCGCUCACCAUGGGGGGUUGUACCGCACCAACGCUGAGACCAAACUACAGGGCUUCCAGGAGAGGGAGGAGGUUCUGGAGAUCUUCCGGACAGAGUUCCAGAUGAGGUUGCUAUGGGGAAGUCGGGGGUCGGAGGGCAGCCAAUCAGAGCGCUAUGAGAAGUUUGACAAAGUCCUGACCGCUCUGUCUCACAAGCUGGAACCUCUUGUACGCCACAGUGAACUAUAGCAUCCAUCUCAUCGAACACCCCUAUACACAGCACUCACAGUGGUAUGGCCCGUCUCCCCACACUGCUGCUGGAUGAUUCCAAUGUGAGGGGAGGAAGCAGCUAACAGAGACAAGAGAAUAGACUGAGAGAGGACGAGGGUACGCUAGGAGAGAAGGAUCGUUUUAUUGUAUAUCCCAAUAAAAGUCAUAAAGGGCUUUUCAGAGCUCUUAAACAGUGUGAGAAGUUACAUAUUCUGCCUAUCUUCAAAGUACAGAUAAUUGUAUGGUGUGCGCUUAGGGUCAAACAGCACAGGGGAGGGAGUAUAGGGAAGACAAAGCUCUGAUUUUUCUAAAACCUCCCUCACUAGUACUGUCACACUCUGUAGUAUCACCAACUUAAAGAGACAGUAAUAUUUAAAACAAUGUUUGUGCUCUUCAGGACACCUGUAUAAUAGAUAUAAAACGAUCUAUCUCUCUGACCUGUGUCACCAGACCUCAGCUUCAGACUCAGAGGUAGUGUGUCCUGGAAUCUGUUGUUCUUGUAUAGACUCUCUGCAUGUCUGCCAUUCAUUCCAUAUUCCAUCACGUCCCCUGCUGAUGACACCUGCUGGUCUCUUAUCUAUCUGUUUUGAACAAGUCAUAAUAUAUGUUAUGUUUCCAAAUCACAUCAGCUGUCUGAGGCGUACUGUGCUCUGCCUACAAGCCUUUUCUCUCUGUGAACUUUGUUUGUGCUGUUCAGUGGCAGCUGUCUUAUAUGAGGGCUCUUCUGAGAAGCAUUCACCCCCCUCUUCUUUUCUCCGUUUCUGGCAUGUCAUAAAUGUUUCUCAAAUCAAAACCAAAUCAAACUGUAUUGGUCACAUGCACAUAUUGGGCAGAUGUUAUUGCGGGUGUAGCGAAAUUCUUCUGGCAUGUCAUUAAUGUUUCUGGCAUGUCAUUAAUAGCAUGUCAUUAAUGUUUCUGGCAUGUCAUUAAUAGCAUGUCAUUGAUGUUUCUGGCAUGUCAUUAAUAGCAUGUCAUUGAUGUUUCUGGCAUGUCAUUAAUAGCAUGUCAUUGAUGUUUCUGGCAUGUCAUUAAUAGCAUGUCAUUGAUGUUUCUGGCAUGUCAUUAAUAGCAUGUCAUUAAUGUUUCAUAUGACUCCUGAUUUUGUUUGAGUGAUGUUUGGUAGCUGUUAUCUUAUUGGGAGCUCUUCUGGGAAGCAUUCCUCUCCUCAUUUCUGGCAUGCCAUUAAUAUUUCCUGAUGACUCCUGUCCCAUUUACAUCAUAUGAGCAUGUUUUUUCUGCACUUGUCACACACACAAUUAAAAAUACCCAUAAUGCACUCUCACCUGUUUGUGUGAACUAUUGUACUUCAGGCACAUGUGUUAUAAUGUAAAACACUGACUGUGCUGUUCUCUUGAUCGUUACUUAGAUUGUUUUGAAAGGCGUGGCAUUCCAAAUAAUGAGUGAUACAUUUUUUUCUCUUCCGGACAAACUUUGUUGUCAUGGUAACAUGUUUGACAGACUUUGUUGACAUGGUAACGUAACAUGUUUGAGCCUCUGCUGUUCCCAUACGAUUCAGGUUUUAACCGGCGUGAAUGAAUGUGCUUUGGUCUGAAAGCGAUCCAGAACGUUCUCAGGGCAGAAUGGAGCCCCCCCCUCCAGACCUAGCCUGGUCCCAGAUCUGUCUGUGCCGCCUUCUUACCAACGCCUAUGGUCAUUGCCAGCCAAACGAUGCCCAUAGGAUUUGGCACGACAGCACAAAUAGAUGUGGGACCAGGCUACCUCAGACCCCCUCAGUGACUGCAUGAUGGACUGUGUGUUGUUUUGUAUGUAAGAUGUGUGAUUGAUAUGGACAGGGUUUUGAAAAGUCAUUGAGAACAUUCUACUCCAAAACCAUGAAGAAAGUUUAUUCACAAAGUCAUCGUAGGAUCCUCAUGCGAUUUCACUCACUCAAAUUCAUCUCCAUAGAAUGUCCUCUAAAAAAUGUAUUGUUAAUGAAAUGCUUUAGUGAAAUAAAUGUCAUUUAAAAUGCAACUUCAAUGUGAGGGCUUAGAGGAAUCUGACAACUUCCUUGGAACUAAAUACAUUGGUGGUCACGUUACUGUCACAGUGGUCACGUUACUGUCACAGUGGUCACGUUACUGUCUCAGUGGUCACGUUACUGUCUCAGUGGUCACGUUACUGUCUCAGUGGUCACGUUACUGUCACAGUGGUUACGUUACUGUCACAGUGGUUACGUUACUGUCACAGUGGUCACGUUACUGUCACAGUGGUCACGUUACUGUCUCAGUGGUCACGUUACUGUCGCAGUGGUCACGUUACUGUCGCAGUGGUCACGUUACUGUCGCAGUGGUCACGUUACUGUCGCAGUGGUCACGUUACUGUCACAGUGGUUACGUUACUGUCACAGUGGUCACGUUACUGUCGCAGUGGUCACGUUACUGUCGCAGUGGUCACGUUACUGUCGCAGUGGUCACGUUACUGUCGCAGUGGUCACGUUACUGUCGCAGUGGUCACGUUACUGUCGCAGUGGUUACGUUACUGUCGCAGUGGUCACGUUACUGUCACAGUGGUCACAUUACUGUCACAGUGGUCACGUUACUGUCUCAGUGGUCACGUUACUGUCACAGUGGUUACGUUACUGUCACAGUGGUUACGUUACUGUCACAGUGGUCACGUUACUGUCACAGUGGUCACGUUACUGUCACAGUGGUCACGUUACUGUCGCAGUGGUCACGUUACUGUCGCAGUGGUCACGUUACUGUCGCAGUGGUCACGUUACUGUCGCAGUGGUCACGUUACUGUCGCAGUGGUUACGUUACUGUCGCAGUGGUCACGUUACUGUCACAGUGGUCACAUUACUGUCACAGUGGUCACGUUACUGUCACAGUGGUCACGUUACUGUCACAGUGGUCACGUUACUGUCACGUUACUGUCACAGUGGUCACGUUACUGUCACAGUGGUCACGUUACUGUCACGUUACUGUCGCAGUGGUCACGUUACUGUCACAGUGGUCACGUUACUGUCACAGUGGUCACGUUACUGUCACAGUGGUCACGUUACUGUCACAGUGGUCACGUUACUGUCACGUUACUGUCGCAGUGGUCACGUUACUGUCACAGUGGUCACGUUACUGUCACAGUGGUUACGUUACUGUCACAGUGGUCACGUUACUGUCACGUUACUGUCGCAGUGGUCACGUUACUGUCACAGUGGUCACGUUACUGUCGCAGUGGUUACGUUACUGUCACAGUGGUCAUGUUACUGUCGCAGUGGUCACGUUACUGUCGCAGUGGUCACGUUACUGUCGCAGUGGUCACGUUACUGUCGCAGUGGUUAUGUUACUGUCACAGUGGUCACGUUACUGUCACAGUGGUCACGUUACUGUCACAGUGGUCACGUUACUGUCGCAGUGGUCACGUUACUGUCACAGUGGUCACGUUACUGUCGCAGUGGUCACGUUACUGUCGCAGUGGUUAUGUUACUGUCACAGUGGUUACGUUACUGUCACAGUGGUCACGUUACUGUCGCAGUGGUCACGUUACUGUCACAGUGGUUACGUUACUGUCACAGUGGUCACGUUACUGUCACAGUGGUCACGUUACUGUCGCAGUGGUCACGUUACUGUCUCAGUGGUCACGUUACUGUCAUAGUGGUCACGUUACUGUCACGUUACUGUCACAGUGGUCACGUUACUGUCACAGUUGUCACGUUACUGUCUCAGUGGUCACGUUACUGUCACGUUACUGUCACAGUGGUCACGUUACUGUCACGUUACUGUCACAGUGGUCACGUUACUGUCACGUUACUGUCACAGUGGUCACAUUACUGUCGACACAAAGCACUAUGACUGAUGAUCAUGAUGAGUAGUUAUUAUCAGUUAUUUAUCAUCAGUGUCUGCUGAUUGGUUUCUAAUCAAAUAUGUAUUUAGGCUGACUCAGAUCUAUGCAAUCACUUUAAUUCAUGAAUUAAUCAAAUAAUGGUUUAGUCCCAUAGGAAACAAGCAGAGUAGACUCUGCUUCACCCUGAGGAUGUGAGUUGUGUGUGAGUGCCAGCCAGACGGUGCUUCCCAGGUUAUAUUAAUUAAGCACCAAACAAAGGAAAACAGGCUGAAACAGGGAGGGAUUAUCUGAACAUGUCCAAUUGUUUUUGUCUUCUAAUAAAUACGACCCCAGUCAACCAGUGAGUAUAAAUGAUGGGAGUCUAAUGACCAAUUGUCCCUUCUGUCCAGAAGAGGGCACUGUUGUUCAGUCAGCAAAACAAUCCAGAGUUAAUAUUGAAUUGGAUUUUGUGAUUUUGUGUUUUUUUGCGAUUAUGAAUAAAGGCUACUGGUUUAGGAACAAUGAUGAUGUGCUGUAUGUAAUGAUGUUUGUCUCACCUUAUGUUGUACUGAUUACAUGUGUGUUUUUUCCCUGUUGUAAAUAGUCAAUCUGGAAUGAUGAACCUGUAAAGAGACAGGACAAAAUACUCCCAUGUUUGUGUAACCCACGUUUUUUUCAUGUACUGUACAUAACGGUUCACUUGUUUUUCAAAUAAAUAAAGCUUUUGUCGAUGCUU
This is a messenger RNA of Salmo salar (Atlantic salmon), 7833 nucleotides long. The record is from RefSeq and is a predicted model, not a curated record. Lineage: Eukaryota; Metazoa; Chordata; Actinopteri; Salmoniformes; Salmonidae.